This is a messenger RNA of Entamoeba invadens IP1, 1209 nucleotides long. RefSeq lists its product as hypothetical. The transcript has a single exon. The record is from RefSeq and is a predicted model, not a curated record. Bases 1 to 1209 code for a protein of 402 amino acids. NCBI's taxonomy places the organism in Eukaryota, Evosea, Mastigamoebida, Endamoebidae.
AUGAAGUCCCUCAAAACAUUCCAAAAGGAAGUCAAGCGCCUUGUCAAAGCAAUGAAUGGCAUUAAGGCCACAAAAUCUAAGAGCUUUUUUAAGCUCACCAACCCAGAAGAUGCGUUGAAAGAAUCACUCUCUAAAGUUGAUCAAAUGUUCGAAUCCGACUUUAUUCAAACUGCUCAACUUACUCCUGAAAUAACACUGGAUUUGUUAUCACUUUGGGCCAACUCCAACGAGUUCAUAUUGAGAUUACCUCACCACACUUACACUUUGGACGUCUUUAAACUCAUUCAUAGGAUCAUCAACAUCAAGCAAAUACAACCAAUCGCUCUUGCAGACUUUCCAGCCCCCGACGAGAUGGACCCAACUACUGAAAAGAUACUUGAGAUCUAUUUUAACAACACUUGUAAGACCACUCUCUUCUUACUCUUUGCCUUGAACGGAUCUUCCUCUAUUCGAAAUAUUGUCGAACAAAACAAGAAGAGAUACUCGCCACCAAUCGGAGCUAUUCCUAAAGUCGAACACACAAAGACUCUUUCUUUCUACCGCUCCGUUGAAGGACUUAACAGCGAAUACACAGAUAUCGUCGCGAAGAUCCUUGUUGAAUUCACCAUGAGAAUACCCGGGAUGUAUGAACUGAUAUUAGAAAAGGUAGACACUUUUGGCUCAACAAGUCCAAGAAAAUCCGUUGAAAUUCUUCGUGAAGAAGUGAAGAUGGAGUUUCCUUCAUUCAGAAAGUGGGAAAGUUUUGGCAACUUUGUCUCGUCGAAGAACUCCCGUUCGAAAAGCUUUGGUGAGUCAAUUUAUUGCGUCGAGCAAUAUUGGCUUUUGCACUUCGAGGCACGGUCCGAAUUUGCGAUUCGAUACUACAAGUACUGGGCUGAAUAUGCACAAAAAGACUGCCCAAAGGAUGCUAUCGAAACGUAUCCAGGAUUUUCUAUUUUCAAGAAAGAACUCACACAACUGUUUGUCCAAGACAAAGCAACUUCUUUGUCUAUCGGAAAUACUUUGGCUGCUUUUGGUAUAUUAGAAGAAGAUGGAAUUCAUGCGAUUUUGAACUUUAGAUUUAAAGACCAGAAGUCUCGGAAAGAAGAAACUGAGAAAAUAGUUGAUGUGUAUAAGGGAAUAUUCUCAUAUCUGAAAGAGAAAGGGAUAUCUACUGCUAAUUACAACGACUUACCAUUACUCGAUGAAUAUAAUAAACUUUCUGCUUGA